GUAUUGAUGUAAACUUUUAAUUCGUUUCAUAUUACGAAAUCGUCUCAGAUUACACUGCUGCUUUUCCUUUCUUCCGUAACUCUCGCUUCUCGCAAAACGAAAGUUCACAACUCGCUAGCAAGCAUGGACAGGACGCAUUUGCUGAGUGACCAGGAUGAAGCCCACCCUUCUCCUUCGUGUCCUGCUGGAUCUUAUGCAGAUCCGAACACAACAGAUGGGGCGACGGCUCCUCCUGCAGAUCUGAUGCCUGUUGUUCCUGGAUAUGAGAGUUUGGGACCAAAUGUUAUUCCACCGUCCAAUUUUGGAUCGGUGCAACCACAGGAACCAGCCAGACCUCCAGACAGAUGCUUUGACAUUCCUGCAAUCACUGAAGAACUUGCACAUGAGGCCUUUAUAAAAUAUGCCAGCAGCAAAUGCUGUUACAGCUCUAAACCAGCCAAAGAGAUGGUGUUUACAGACCUGCAGUCCCUUAACACAUAUCGGUACCGAUUGGAGACUUUUACUGAGUCCAGAACAACAGAAUGGGACAGCGAACCAUAUGAUGGUCAAGUGGUGGAUGGUUACGGAGUGGCUCCUGCUCCGUGGAGCAUCCCGGUACCCAUUCCUUCCCUCUUCCAAGACUGCGUGAAAUCCGUCCGUGUUCCUCACACAUCCACUGUCAAAGGUUGUCAUUCAUGCCUGAAUCUCGGUAGAUCUGCUUGCAGUAGAUGCGUAAAUUCAGGAAGGACUCGAUGUGGAUCCUGCAGUGGAAGGGGUCGAAAUGCCUCCGAUCAGCGCUGUACUAUGUGUCAGGGCUCUGGCAUGAUUAGGUGUCAUUCCUGUGGAGGAGUCGGUUCAAUCACGUGCAAAACAUGCAAAGGGAAAGGAAAGCUCCUCUGCUUCAUCAAACUUAAAAUUACAUGGAAGAACAACAUUCAUGUGUCUGUGAUUGACAAGCGUUCGGGAUUCCCAGUUGAGCUUCUUGACAAAAUCACCGGAGAGAAACUUCUUACCGAUAUGGCUCCAAUGGUUUAUCCAGUUGUCAGUUUCCCAGACAGCUCUGUGAACGCAGCAUCCGAAAGUGGCGUGAGGGAACACCAGGCUCAGUUCGCCACCACUUGCCGUAUUCUCCAACAGAGGCAGACCAUUGAGCUCAUUCCCAUCACGCGAGUGCAUUACGCCUGGAACGAGAAAACCCACAUUUAUUUUGUAUAUGGAACCGAACACAAAGUCUACACCAAAGAUUAUCCUGCCAAAUGCUGCUGUUGCUCCAUCCUUUAGACAUGCUGUAUAAUGCCUGUGCUGCCGUUACUAUGCUUUAAGACAUGCAAAA
Molecule: messenger RNA, 1312 nt
Organism: Labeo rohita (rohu)
Lineage: Eukaryota; Metazoa; Chordata; Actinopteri; Cypriniformes; Cyprinidae
Gene: ssuh2.2
Product: ssu-2 homolog, tandem duplicate 2
Exons: 13
Coding region: 124-1260 (378 amino acids)
Source: RefSeq, a predicted model, not a curated record